AUAAGCGAAAAUUCAAUACAGAUAUUCUAUUAUCCAUGGUAUGGAAAUCCUGAGCAUGAUAAUGGGAAGUAUUAUCACUGGAAUCACAAAUAUCUUCCGCACUGGGAUCAGACUCUCGAGGAGCAGUAUCCAGCAGGCCCACACAUUCCACCAGCAGAUAUCAGCUCAAAUUUCUAUCCAUUGCUGGGACCGUAUAGCAGCCGGGAUCGCGCUGUUAUUGAGCAACACAUGAGGUGGAUGUCAUCUGCAGGCAUAGAUGUUGUUGUUGUUUCCUGGUAUCCUCCGGGGCUUGCCGAUGAGGAAGGACAUCCGUGGGAUGAUUUGAUCCCGAUGCUAUUGAAUAUCACGGAGGAGUAUCGAAUGAAACUGUCUUUUCAUAUGGAGCCUUAUGCAGGAAGAAAUGCAGAAUCUCUUUUUGCCAAUAUUAAAUAUAUAAUUGAUAAUUACGGCAGCCAUCCUGCUUUGUAUAGCGGAAGAAGACAGGGACUGAAGAAUGAUGAAAAGGAACGGGAACUACCAUUAUUAUAUUUCUAUGAUUCAUAUCGCGUGCCUGUGGAUGAGUGGUCAAAAUUAACAACACCUACAGGAAUGUAUUCCGUACGCAACACCAAGUAUGAUGUAUUUUUUGUUGGUAGGUUUUCUCAUUUCGCAUUAGUAAUUCUCACACCUAGAAAACAACCCUGCCUAGAAAAAAGAAUUUGA
Gongylonema pulchrum is the source of this 702-nucleotide messenger RNA. The record is from the annotation of a GenBank genome assembly. NCBI's taxonomy places the organism in Eukaryota, Metazoa, Nematoda, Chromadorea, Rhabditida, Gongylonematidae.